AUAUUAAAAAAACAAUAUAUUUUUUCAUCAGUUUCCACUUGCACUCUGUUCUUCUGAAGAAAUCUCGAGAGCAGUAAAUUCUCACUUAAAACCCCCAGUUUUAAGUGUGCUUUAGCGUAGAUUGCUUGUUCAGUAAACUGGGGUUUUUUUUUUCAACAUAAAGUUCACAAAUUUCUUUACUUUUUGUUUCAACUUUGCUGUGUUUUCAAUCAAAGCAUCAAAAUCCAUUAGCGAUGAGUUCGUGUUGGAAUGAUGGUUGGGAUGAUGAAUGCUCGGUCAUAAGUGAUAAAGGCGAGAUCGGAUUUAUUGAUUUUGCUGAUGAUAAGUCUGUUCAAAGUUAUGACAUAAAUGAAGGGGAUCCGGUUAUUAUCUCAGUUCCCUUUCCUUUCAGUCAAGGGAAGCCUCAAUCCAUUCUUGUUGGACAAACUUCGAAGUGGCCGAUUACAUUAGAGAACACCACCGAUGAGCCAGUAGAACUCUGGGGAGUGAGGAUAUUCUGCUCAAAUCCGGCAGAUUCGUUUACUUUGUCUCUAAUGGAACCGCCUUCAGCUGAUUCACAGUCAGAAAAUAGGCAAGGGUUCUUAGAGGGAUACUCUCUCGAGGAUCGAGUACUUCAAUCCCGACAGACACUUACCAUUUGGCUCUCUUGCAAACCGAAUGACAUGGGUUUGCACACAACUGUAGUACACUUCGAUGUAGAUGAUAAUAGGAUUGAACGAGUAGUCUUUCUAUUGGCUGAAGAUAACAUCUCGCAGUCUCUGGCUUCUACUAUGCCUUAUAGGAGAGCUCCAAGAAGAAGAAACCAAUUUGCUGUUGAUGAGUAUGUUGUUUCCUCUCGCCCAGCUAAGCCAACAAAACGAGGAUACAAAUGCAAGAUUGCUGAAUAUCCGAUCCCGAAAAAUAUCAGGGAGUUAAUAGAGAAUAAACAUAUGCCUGAUAUUCUUGCAGAAGGUUUGACAAAGGAGAAUUAUGCUGCUUUCUUCAGUACAUUGCUUGUAAUGGAAGAACUGCAUUUAGAGGAAGAAAUGAGGGCUCAUAACAUGGAAUGUGUCAUGAUGAGGACGAAAGGACGGCAAUUUGUAGCUCUCGAGGUCCCUGGAUUAGCUGAGAGGAGGCCUUCACUCGUACAUGGUGAUUUUAUUUUUGCAAAGAUUGCCUCCGACAAUUCAGAUUGUCGCGUAUAUCAGGGCUACAUCUAUCGUGUUGAAGCUGAUGAAGUGCUCUUGAGAUUUGCAGAAGAAUUUCACACCCUUCACCGGGACAGAAACUUAUACAAUGUUCACUUUACAUAUAACCGGGUUGGCAUGAGGAGGUUGUACCAAGCUAUUGAAGCAGCACAGUCUUUACAAGACAAUCUUCUCUUUCCAUCGGAAUUGAACAAAAGGAUGUUGGUUAAAAGUCCUCCGAUUGUGUCUUGUUCCGGUUCUCUGAAUGAGGAACAGAUGCAUUCCGUCGAGAUGAUACUUGCUUGCAAAGGAGCUCCUCCCUAUGUGAUCUAUGGCCCUCCUGGCACUGGUAAAACCAAGACUUUGGUUGAAGCAAUUCUACAGAUAUAUACUAGAAGGAAAAAUGGUCGGAUUCUUGUAUGUGCAGCUUCAAAUAGUGCUGCAGACCACAUAUUAGAAAGACUUAUCAGUAAUGAGAACGUGGAGGUUAAAGAGAGUCAAAUAUUUAGGCUAAACGCCACUAGUCGCUCCUAUGAGGAUGUUCCACCAGAUUAUAUUCGCUUUACCUACUUCGAACUGUCCGUUUUCAAGUGUCCACCACUGGAAGCUCUCAAGCGUUAUAGAAUCAUCAUAUCAACUUAUACGAGUUCAACUUUACUUUAUGCAGAAGGGGUGAAUCGUGGUCAUUUCUCCCACAUUUUCCUUGAUGAGGCUGGCCAAGCCUCGGAACCAGAAAGCAUGGUUCCUAUAGCUAACUUUAGCAGAAGGGAAACAGUUGUUGUCCUUGCUGGAGAUCCAAAGCAGCUUGGUCCUGUAGUAUUCUCGAAAGAUGCGGAGUCUCUUGGAUUGGGAAAAUCCUAUCUCGAAAGGCUUUUCGAGUGUGAAGCCUACUGCAAUGAAGAUAACAAUUAUGUAACGAAGUUGGUUAGGAAUUACCGUUGUCAUCCGGCAAUUCUAGAUCUCCCUUCAAGGCUUUUCUACAAAGGCGAGUUGAUUGCAUGUAAAGAAGAAGAUUCUUCCUCGAUAAUGUCAAAUGUCGAUUUCUUUCCAAAUAAGGAAUUUCCAGUCCUAUUCUUCGGCAUUCAAGGAUGUGAUGAGAGAGAAGGCAAUAAUCCAUCAUGGUUUAACCGAAUCGAAGCAAGCAAAGUCGUUGACAUCAUCAAUAAGUUAAGAGCAAGUACUGAUCUAAACGAGUCGGAUAUUGGAGUAAUAACACCGUACCGUCAGCAGGUCCUCAAGAUCAAGAAAGUGCUCGAAACCUGGGACUUGAUAGAUGUAAAAGUUGGCAGUGUUGAACAAUUUCAAGGCCAAGAAAGGGAGGUCAUUAUUGUAUCUACGGUGAGAUCGACAAUCAAACAUAAUGAUUUCGAUAGAACUUACUGUCUGGGUUUUCUCAGUAAUCCGAAAAGGUUCAAUGUUGCAAUCACCCGGGCUAAAUCGUUGCUCGUCAUUAUCGGAAAUCCACACAUCGUUUGUAAGGAUCCUUAUUGGGAAAAGCUCUUAUGGCAUUGUCACGAAAACAACUCGUAUCAGGGCUGCCCUCCACCGGAAAGGAUGAACGAAGGAUUCGAAGAACCGUUUCCCGGGACCAGCAUAAGUAAUGAAGUAGAAGAUCCAAGUUGGGAUGAAGGGACAUGGAAUUGUUAGUAUGAAGCAGAAGCUAGUCUCAAAUAUGUUGCUAGGACUUUCUUCUUCUUCUUGAAUACUAUGUAAUCAGACAUAUAUAAACCUUCCAAGGGGAAGCUUAGAAGGAAUGAAAAUAACUAUUUUGGUCGCA
Molecule: messenger RNA, 2943 nt
Organism: Hibiscus syriacus
Lineage: Eukaryota; Viridiplantae; Streptophyta; Magnoliopsida; Malvales; Malvaceae
Product: probable RNA helicase SDE3
Exons: 5
Coding region: 234-2813 (859 amino acids)
Molecular function (GO): RNA binding; 5'-3' RNA helicase activity
Source: RefSeq, a predicted model, not a curated record